This is a messenger RNA of Gadus chalcogrammus (walleye pollock), 929 nucleotides long. Its product is annotated as tetraspanin-7-like. NCBI's taxonomy places the organism in Eukaryota, Metazoa, Chordata, Actinopteri, Gadiformes, Gadidae. Gene Ontology annotation, cellular component: membrane. The record is from RefSeq and is a predicted model, not a curated record. The transcript has 8 exons. The coding region runs from base 39 to 785 and encodes 248 amino acids.
GUUAUUAGGCAGUGCUUCUGGUUCAGUAGAGCACCAUCAUGGCGUCCAGGAGGUUGGAGGCUCGACCCGUCAUCGCCUGCUUCAAGACCCUCCUGCUGGUCUACUGCCUGCUGUUCUGGGCCACGGGGGCCGUCCUGCUGGCGGUGGGGCUGUGGGGGCGUGUCCUCCUGGGGCCCUACCUCUCUCUGCUGGCCGCCUCCUCCUCCAACGCCCCCCUCGUCCUCAUGGCAACGGGCACCGCCAUCAUCCUGGUCGGCCUGUUCGGCUGCCUAGCAACCUGCAGGGGCAGCGUGUGGAUGCUGAGGCUGUACGCGGUCUUCCUGGCGCUGGUCUUCCUCGCUGAACUGGUCGCAGGAAUCUCAGCAUUCAUCUUCCGCCACGAGAUGAAGGGCAGCUUCCUGAGGACGUUCCAGGAGGCGGUGAUCCAGUACAACGCUCAGGACCAGAGGAGUCUGGCCGUGGACAACGUCCAGCGCAACCUGCGCUGCUGUGGUGUGUUUAACUACACCAGCUGGGUGUCCAGCCCCUCCUACCCGGCGGGGGGGCUCCCAGCCAGCUGCUGCCUCAGCCUCUCUGACUGCCGGCCCCAGGACCUCCACGGACCCACCGGGGCCACCAAGGUGCACGCCCAGGGCUGCUAUAACUUAGUGACUUCCUUCCUUGAGACCAACAUGGGGAUCAUCGCUGGAGUCACGUUUGGAACAGCGUUCUCUCAGUUGCUGGGGAUGCUCCUUGCUUGCUGUCUGUCUCGCUUCAUCUCUGCCAACCAGUAUGAGAUGGUCUAACAGAAGCAAGGUCAUCCCCAAUCGGCGUGGAAACCUCCACCAAUGUUGACAACUGACAGAUGUCAAUCACCUCCAUGCCUUUAUAAUCACCUUAUAUCUGUGCAUGUGCAGCAAGAUCCCAUGGAGGUCUAAUAAACACACUGA